Molecule: messenger RNA, 3155 nt
Organism: Gossypium arboreum
Lineage: Eukaryota; Viridiplantae; Streptophyta; Magnoliopsida; Malvales; Malvaceae
Product: AT-rich interactive domain-containing protein 1-like
Exons: 3
Coding region: 303-2651 (782 amino acids)
Molecular function (GO): DNA binding
Source: RefSeq, a predicted model, not a curated record
UAACUUUGUUUAACCAAUCAUGGUACCCAUAUAAAUUAGAUGUUUGGGAAGUAUUUUGAAGCUCCUUAACACAAACUUCUCUAGUCCCUUUUAUUGUUUUUUCUUUAUUUUUUUUCAAGUUUUUUUAACUCUCUAAGGCAAAGGAGGGCUUAGCAAAGAACUCAAAAGACAAGGGUAGAAAAGAGGUAUUAAGGCAAAAGAGAAGGGGCAAAGGGAAAAAAAAGCCAAGACAGAGAGAAGAGAGUCUAACCGGAACCGUUCCAUACCAGACCCCAAAGAAGAAAAAAAAAGAGAGGAAAAUAAUGGGUUUGAAUUCGAAAUCAAUGCCAGGAUUGUCUAUUAGAGCUGACGAAUCUUCACUAGAUUGCAAAAAACCCCCUGAAAAUCUCGAGCCAGCUGGUUCUUCGAUUGGUUUGGAUCCCUUUUCUGAAGGGUCUUUCUUGAAAUCUGAACCUGAUAAGCUUAGAUUUGGGUUUAACAAGUUCCUUGGGUUGUUUUUAAAAGAGAUCUGUGCCCAAGGUUGUGUUUGCUCACUCCCUCCAAUGGCUGAAGGUGGGCAGCCUGUGGACUGGCUUAAGCUUUUUUUGGUUGUAAGAGAGAAAGGUGGAUACAAUGCUGUUUCAGAAAGUGGGUUAUGGGAUUCAGUUGCCACAGAAUCUGGGUUGGGUUUAAAUGUAGCGUCAUUGGUUAAGUUGGUAUAUCUUAAGUACUUAGUUUCAUUAGAGAGAUGGUUGGAGAGAAUUGUUCAAAGUGAGGACUUGAAGAGUGAAUCACAUUAUACUGGUAAUUUGGUGGAGAUGGGAAUUGAGCUUAAAAGGUUUUUAUCGGAGUCAAAGAAAAUUGCGGAGUUUUCUCAAGUGGAAGAGAGUGUAGUGGCAGGGUCGGGUGGAGGAGAAAAAUUUGUAAAUGGCGAACAAUCUAUGGAUAUUGAUAUAACCAAGGAUUUUUUAGAUUACAACGAAGUGGAAAAAUUACGAAAUGAUGAUGACUUAAAGAGUGUGGUGGUUGAUUCAGACGGUGAAAAAAAGUUCAUUAAUGUUGAUGAAUAUGUACAUACGCCUUCAGAUUUGGUGAAAAGUGCAGGUAACUCUACCGAUGUUGAGAAAUUUUGUAAUGAGGAUGAGGUGAAAAGUGCAAUUAUGGAGGAUUCUGUUGAAUGUAAGAAAUGCACACAUAGUGAUGAUGAUGUUGUGAAGUUGGAUUCAAGUGACAUUAAGGAAAAAUUGUCUUCAAAUAAGAGGAAGAGGGAUUCAAGUGCAAUUAUGGAGGAUUCUGUUGAAUGUAAGAAAUGCACACAUAGUGAUGAUGAUGUUGUGAAGUUGGAUUCAAGUGACAUUAAGGAAAAAUUGUCUUCAAAUAAGAGGAAGAGGGAUUCAAGUGCAAUUAUGGAGGAUUCUGUUGAAUGUAAGAAAUGCACACAUAGUGAUGAUGAUGUUGUGAAGUUGGAUUCAAGUGACAUUAAGGAAAAAUUGUCUUCAAAUAAGAGGAAGAGGGAUUCAAGUGCAAUUAUGGAGGAUUCUGUUGAAUGUAAGAAAUACACACAUAGUGAUGAUGAUGUUGUGAAGUUGGAUUCAAGUGACAUUAAGGAAAAAUUUUCUUCAAAUAAGAGGAAGCUGGAUUCUAUGUGGGGAAUGCUUAAUUGGGUUAAAAAGGUUGCGAUGGAUCCAUGUGAUCUGGUGGUUGGUUCAUUACCGGAGAGCUCAGAGUGGAAGUCUUAUGGUAGUGAGGAACUUUGGAAGCAGAUUUUAUUGUUUCGAGUAGCUGCCUUUCACAGAAAGGAUGAUCAUUCAAGUUCUGACCAGUCAAAACGGCAGAAAACUCAGAAGAUGCAUCCUUGCUUGUAUGAUGAUAAAACUAAAAUUGGGUACAAUCUCAGAGAAAGGUUGAGUUGCACCAAGAAGCUCCUUUUUGGGAGAACAGAUGCAAAGGAACAGAAUUGGUCACAGUCCUCAGGGAAUCACAGUGACUUCAAUGGAACCUGUGACUCCGUGACUCCAGGUUCUGUUUUUGACUAUGAAGCUGACAUUCAAGUUCCUAUUGGGCCACAGUUUCAGUUUGAGGUACCAGUCUGGACGGGAGUAGCUUCAGGAAGUGAUGCAAAAUGGUUGGGAACUCGUUUUUGGCCAUUGGAGAAAAAGGAAAACAGAUUCUUGAUCGAAAGAGAUCGGAUUGGAAAGGGAAGACAAGAUUCAUGUGGUUGCCAAGUCCAAGGUUCUCUACAAUGUGUAAAAUUUCAUGUUGCUGAGAAAAGAUCAAAGCUUAAGCUUGAGCUGGGUCCAGCUUUCAAGAAGUUGAAAUUUGAUAAGAUGGGUGAAGACGUUGCAUCUGCUUGGAAGGAAGGGGAACAGAAGAUGUUUUCGAAUAUAGUGAAGUCAAAUCCUUCGUCACAACAGAAAUGUUUCUGGGAUGAGAUCUGCAAACAUUUUCGUAACAAAAGUAGGGAAGAACUUGUUUGCUAUUACUACAAUGUCUUUCUUUUGCAGCGUAGAGCAUACCAGAAUCGGGUCACUCCAAGCAACAUUGACAGUGAUGAUGAACCUGAAUCUGAAUUAGUUGCUAAAGGCAUUGGGCAGGAAGCAAUUAAGCCAUAUACCUCCAUCUUAAUAUCUCCAAAGAAGUCGCAGAAAAAAUCAAGAUACUCUUCCAAGUAAAUAAGGAACCCAUUGAAAAAGGAUGCAAAGUUUUGUUAGCUCUUUCGAGGUUUCAAUUAAAAUAGAGACAUUCUGCUUGGUGUACCUUUGAAAAGUGAGUUUUGGUGGCCCAAGAUUUUGUUUUGAGGGGUUGUUUGGAGCGAAGACACCUCUGGUCUCAAGCGCCUUCCUUGGUUAAUGCUUUUUUCAGUUUUUGAGGUAUAUUCAUGUUCAUUUUUCAUAACUAACAUCAAUUAAAUACAGGUAUUUUGGCAUAUCCUUUUUUUUUCUUAAUUGGGUUUUUGACAGUUAAGCAAUAGCCUGUGGGAUGGAUAAAAGGACCCCCCCAACCAAAAAUUAGAGUAAUGACAAUUUAAAGGAAGGCUGUCUCAGCUGCUAGAGCAUAUAUGGUUUUGAGUAAUACAUAAUGUUCUUUUUAUUCAUAGGCUAAAUGCAAAUCAAGGGGCUGAAUAGUUUCCAUGGUAACAAAUUUGGAUAUUAAGUGAGCAAUAAUUGAAGAAAUAA